Molecule: messenger RNA, 951 nt
Organism: Pseudocercospora fijiensis CIRAD86
Lineage: Eukaryota; Fungi; Ascomycota; Dothideomycetes; Mycosphaerellales; Mycosphaerellaceae
Exons: 2
Coding region: 1-951 (316 amino acids)
Molecular function (GO): 4-hydroxy-tetrahydrodipicolinate synthase activity
Source: RefSeq, a predicted model, not a curated record
AUGAAUGGUCACUCUCAGAGCAAAGUGCCUCCAGCUGGCAUCUGGGCACCUGCUGUAACAUUCUUCGACCACCAGACAGACGAACUGGAUAUUGAAUCACAAAAGAAAUACUAUGCGUAUCUCUCAAAAUAUCUUACCGGGCUGGUCAUCCUUGGAACCAAUGCCGAGACAUUCAUGCUUACCAGAGACGAGCGUGCGACACUUCUGAAGACCGCAAGAGAAGCUGUUGGCCCAGACUACCCUAUUAUGGCCGGAGUUGGCGGUCACAGCACGAAGCAAGUGCUCGAAUUCAUCGGCGAUGCAGCGGCUGCGAAAGCAGACUAUGUCCUUGUCUUGCCUUGUGCAUACUUCGGCAAGCAGACAACUGCUAAAGUGAUCACGAACUUCUACGAUGAAAUUGCUCAGAAGAGCCCUCUUCCAAUUGUCAUCUAUAAUUUCCCUGGAGUCUGCAACGGAAUCGAUAUCGACUCCGACGUUAUGACUGAUCUUGCGGACCGACAUUCCAACAUCGUAGGAACGAAACUCACCUGUGCCUCAGUCGGCAAGAUCACACGUCUGGCAGCAACGUUUCCAGAGACACGGUUCGCUACUUAUGGAGGACAAUCCGAUUUCUUGCUGGGAGGUCUUGCAGUUGGCUCAGCAGGUUGCAUAGCAGCAUUUGCAAAUAUCUUCCCGCGAACUUUACGCCAUAUCUACGACCUUUACAAGUCUGGCAAGACCGAUGAGGCUUUGAAGUUACACAGGAUCGCGGCUAUCGCUGAGAGUUUCAGCAAAGCCGGCAUUGCGAAUACCAAGUAUGCCGCUAGCUUGACGAGCGCCCAGUAUGCCGGCAUUGAGGGUGCUACCGAGAAGCUGAGGCCCAGGAGGCCUUAUGAGGAGCCAUCGGAGGCUGUGAAGAAGGAUAUUCAGAGUAAGAUUGUGGAAAUGGUCAAGAUUGAGGAGUCGCUGUAG